Molecule: messenger RNA, 1274 nt
Organism: Thunnus maccoyii (southern bluefin tuna)
Lineage: Eukaryota; Metazoa; Chordata; Actinopteri; Scombriformes; Scombridae
Exons: 10
Coding region: 118-759 (213 amino acids)
Biological process (GO): synaptonemal complex assembly
Cellular component (GO): synaptonemal complex
Source: RefSeq, a predicted model, not a curated record
UUUGGCGCUAAACGUCAGGAUGCUGGUGUGCGUGUGCAUGCGCAGAUCUCUUUACUCAGGACUGAGGAGAUAACUUGAGUCAUCUGCAGCUAGGAAAAGACUCCUGGCUGGAUAAACAUGAGCGAAUCGGCAGGAUUCAACAUCGAGGACCUGAUUAAGGUUUCACCACUGAAUGGAGGUGGAGAUGAGCCCAGAGUUGAACAGUUGAUGGGAAAACUAGGGAGGCUGCAAAAAGUUACACUGUGUUUUAUUCAAGGUAAAAGAUCCCUUGAAGAAGGAAUUAAGGACAUGAAAUCAGUCAUUGACUCCCUGCAGAAGGAGCUGGCAAGCUUACAAACUGAGGCUUAUCAACUGGAGGGAAUUCACAAAGAAAAUGAAGAGUUGUGCAGGAAGCUGCAGUUCCAGUGUGAGGAGUCUGAGCAGGACUCUGUCAGGCAGGUGGAGCAGAACAAGAAAAGUGAAGAGUUGCUGGAACAGUACAGAUGUGAAAUCCAGGGAUUCAAGCUUAAACACCGGAAGCUGCGUAUGAAGUUUGAAAACCAACUGCAUCAACUGAUGGAGCAGCAUAAGAAUCUGCAAUCUAUCUUUAUGCCACAAAGACUUCCAGCUGAAGUAGAGAGUGCUGAGAAUAUAAAAAGUCAGCUGUUAGCAGCUGAAGAAUUGAAGUUGGCUCAGCUGCGCCGCCUCAGUGAGGAGCUAGAAGAGUUGAAGAAGCAGAAGCAAAUGGGGACGAUAGCAACAGAGACUCAGGAAGAGUAAAGCUGCAUGUUGACUGGUAGUUUUAGAGAAUCACCAAAAUCACCAAAAAGUCAGUGUAGGGAUUUCAGCAGUCUGAGGGGUUGCAAACUCCUGCCAAAUGGGUACAGGCAAAAAAUUUAAUUCAAAAUAAGUUAAAAUGACAAGGAUUUUAGUCACAGGUUGACAUAUGAUACCAGAGAUAUUAAAGUAAAAUGUUUGUCUACCAAAUUAUUUAUAUUUGAUAUAUGUACAUAAUUCAUUCAUGUGUCCUUGGCUAUUUUCCUCUAAAUGUUUCAUGUUAUUGUUCUGUGAGGCAUGUUGGUAUCCACUCUGCUGGAGUCUGUGCCAAAUUUUAUGUAUUUAUGAAACCUGAAAUGUUUUUCAUUCUCUAACUGUUGAAAUGGCGUAUUUCAGAAAGAUGGAUGCCACUACUACUCCUGUACGAUACUGUUUAUAUCUUAACUUUAAUAUUGUGCAUUGAUAUAAUAUUAAGUUGUUAAUAUAUUUAAAAAUAUAAACUUUUGCUAAUGUAAUCA